Molecule: messenger RNA, 1338 nt
Organism: Aspergillus vadensis CBS 113365
Lineage: Eukaryota; Fungi; Ascomycota; Eurotiomycetes; Eurotiales; Aspergillaceae
Product: Zn(II)2Cys6 transcription factor domain-containing protein
Exons: 1
Coding region: 1-1338 (445 amino acids)
Biological process (GO): regulation of DNA-templated transcription
Molecular function (GO): zinc ion binding; DNA-binding transcription factor activity, RNA polymerase II-specific
Source: RefSeq, a predicted model, not a curated record
AUGAGCCAAGACAACAGCCUAGACGUCCAAGACCAACUGCCGGCUUGCUACAGAUGCCAUGCCUCCAAGGUCCGCUGUCGGAGAACGCCAGGCCAGGUGCGGUGCCAGCGUUGCACCCGCGCAGCAUACUCUGACUGCUAUCCGCGGCCCUCUCGCCGCGGACGCAUCAGCCAGCAGCAGACGCGAGGGUUGAGCGGGAUAUUAAUGACACAAAAAGGGGUUGAAGAGGGCAGCCUGCCCGCAGUGUCCAGCAACAUGCCUGCUGAACCAGGCGACGAGCUGCAUGAGCAAAGGCAUGACAGUGACGCGGCCGAUCCACUGCUGGACCUUUUUGUGGGACCCGUGGCCCCUGGUGGGGAUGGCCUUUCCGAUUUGCUAUGGACCCCACUUGUCAGCGACUUUGAUCCGGACUCGGUACACAGGCCUCUAGCUCUCACUACUACCACUCCAAGCCAGCCGAGCGCGUCUAGCAAUAAUACGGGCAUUAGUCUCUCGGAACCGCUUCCAGACAGCGUCACAGCCUCAUCAGCAUCUAGCAGCCGAUAUAAGGCGGGCGAUGCAGGUAGGGUGAUGGGGGGUAGCGAGAGAUGGGAAUCACGUAAUGAUUCCGGUCUGGACAAUUCCAGACUAUCCUCGGCCUCGUACAUGCAGGCCCUCACGGACCUCAACGCACAGAUGCUCUCACAGCAAGACAGCAUGUUGGAAUGCAUCCGCCAGUUCCUUGCGGCGCCAAUAAGACACUCGCACAACCGCCCAUCCUCCGCCCCCGGCGAGCGCAGCAGGAGGAACAGCCCCAGAAGCGACACAGUGAUCGCCCCCAUCUCGGAAGGUCCCGUCGAAGCCGCCCUGCGUCUCGGGCUCGCCCUCCGCUCCCUCCUCCGCCCCCACCAGGUUUGCGAGCGCGAUAUGCCUACCGCCCUCUUCCUCCUCAGCACGGUCCUCCGUCUGGCCUCACUGCUCCACGACCUCUUGGCCCGGCUGCAGGGUAUGCUCGCCCAGGAAACCGACAAGAACGCGUUGUGCGCGUUUAUCUUCCCACCUGUCCGGCUGGGGUCAUUACUGCUUGAUGAGCGGUUCGACGACCAUCUUCGGCCGCUGCAGGUGCACUCCAUUGCCAUGGCGCUGAGCACGGCAGAGGGGUUGAUCGACGAGGUGAUUCAGCUCACGGAAAAAUCACUGCCUGAUCACAUCAGCGAUGCGUCCGGGGCGAUGGAUGAUGGGGAAGGGGAUACGAAGGAUGACUUUGGACUGCAGGCCUUGACGCGGGCGCUGGUGGCGAAGCAGGAGGCGGUGGUGGAGAGUAUUUCGGGACUGAGGGACAUCCUGUCUUGCUCAUGA